AAUAUUCUUGCACACACUUUUCUUUGAAGUAGUAGGAUUAUUUACCACAAGAGGGCUAAUAUCGACUCUCGUAUGAACGGAAGUUACAGUGGUGCCAUCGUAAGAUCCUUUUAGGUUGUUUUUGGUAAGCACGCUUUUCUUUUCGAUACACCACAAUGCAGAUAUUUGUGAAAACUUUGACGGGUAAAACCAUCACCCUUGAAGUAGAAGCAUCAGACACUAUUGAAAAUGUGAAAGCUAAAAUCCAAGAUAAAGAAGGAAUUCCACCUGAUCAACAACGACUUAUUUUUGCUGGAAAACAGUUGGAAGAUGGACGUACCUUGUCAGAUUAUAAUAUCCAGAAAGAAUCUACCUUGCAUCUUGUUCUUCGGCUUCGUGGUGGUGUGAUAGAACCUACUUUACGUAUUCUUGCACAAAAGUACAAUUGUGAUAAAAUGAUCUGUAGAAAGUGUUAUGCCCGUCUUCAUCCGCGUGCAACCAAUUGUCGUAAAAAGAAAUGUGGCCACACGAACAAUAUUCGGCCAAAAAAGAAGCUAAAGUAGACUAUAUAUUUACUCACUUUGCAAAUACAUGUAUCCCUAAAAAAUGGUUUCAAUAAAACACACAAGAACUAAA
Molecule: messenger RNA, 615 nt
Organism: Frieseomelitta varia
Lineage: Eukaryota; Metazoa; Arthropoda; Insecta; Hymenoptera; Apidae
Gene: RpL40
Product: ubiquitin-60S ribosomal protein L40
Exons: 3
Coding region: 156-542 (128 amino acids)
Biological process (GO): translation; protein ubiquitination; modification-dependent protein catabolic process
Cellular component (GO): nucleus; ribosome; cytoplasm
Molecular function (GO): protein tag activity; structural constituent of ribosome; ubiquitin protein ligase binding
Source: RefSeq, a predicted model, not a curated record